This is a messenger RNA of Arachis duranensis, 564 nucleotides long. RefSeq lists its product as uncharacterized. Bases 1 to 564 code for a protein of 187 amino acids. The transcript has a single exon. The record is from RefSeq and is a predicted model, not a curated record. Lineage: Eukaryota; Viridiplantae; Streptophyta; Magnoliopsida; Fabales; Fabaceae.
AUGGAGGAGCAACCACAAGAACAGAGGAAGAUGGUGAAGCCUUCCACUCCCUCCCUUCCAUAUCCUCAAAGGUUCAAUAAGGAGCUAAAAGACCAACAGUUCCCCAAAUUCCUAGAUGUAUUUAAGAAGCUGGAAAUCAAUAUUUCACUUGCAGAGGCAUUGGAACAAAUGCCCUUGUAUGCAAAAUUCUUAAAAGAACUCAUCAAUAAAAAGAGACGCUGGGAUGAAAAAGAAACAGUAAUGCUCACUCAAGAAUGCAGUGCAGUGAUUCAAAGGGGUAUUCCACCAAAGCUUAAAGACCCAGGGAGUUUUGUCAUAUCAUGCACCAUAGGCAAAAUGACAUUAGAGAAAGCUCUCUGUGAUAUGGGUGCCAACAUCAAUUUGAUGCCCCUCUCAAUGAUGAAAAAGCUUGCCAUAGAAGAAAUCAAACUCACUAGGAUGUCACUUGUAAUGGCAGAUAGAUCAAUCAAGAUUCCCAAUGGAGUUAUGGAAAACUUAUUAGUGAAGGUUGGAGAGUUCAUCUUCCCUGCCGACUUUGUGAUAUUGGACACAGAAGAAGAAUGA